GCCACGGAAGAGUGGCAAGUCAGAAGAAAAUAAGAGGAGAGGCAGGGGAGGGGCCCCUUGCACCAAACACUGUCAUAUAACGAGACGUUUCAAACGGGAGACACAGACGCAGAGAGAGGAAGAGCACAAACUGGACUAUUCCGCCUGCAAGCAACUCUUCACCACAUCAGUUGACCUCUGCUUUCAAACUGCCGGGCCUGGACAAUGACAGAGGAAGCCGAGGUGGACGUCAACGUGCCUCCGGCCUCCGGGUCUGAGCAACAGGCUCCACAUUUUCUACGAGAUGUCAUCUUCCACGGCAAGUUUAAGCUGCUGAAGGCUCUAACCCCAGAGGAAAACACCAACUGCCAGCACGGCCUCUACUUCCAGGACGGUCAGCGGCGCGCUGACUACGUCCUCACCUACCCCGUGAAGAAGCCGAGUGGGGGCCGCUCCGGGCGACAGUCGGCACACCUGCUGACUGAAAAUGCCGUCGCCCGCAGCCUCCGACGUGGGCCCCAGAGCCGCGACGAACAUCUUCGACAUCACCAAGCGCAAAGGCCGAGAGACUCGUCGUCCCUGCCGUCGUCGCCGCCGGUGGCCGACGUGGAGAUGGGCUGUCCGGGGGAGACCCUCAACGGCCACGAGGAUCACAAGGCGUUCAGGAGGGAGGAGUUUGAGGGCAAACUGAGAGACAUGGGUCUGGAGCUAGAGAAAGACGAAGACGCCAAGAUUCCAGGCGUGGGCUUCGUGAAGAUUCAUGCUCCCUGGAACGUUCUCUGUCGAGAGGCUGAGUUCAUGAAGCUGAAGAUGCCCACGAAGAAGGUGUAUGAAGUCAAGCAGCUGAGCGGUGUUAUGGAGAAGAUCAACUCUCUGGUCAGUAAAGCUCUGGAGCCUCUCCACCCGCAUGUCGAGGAACAUCAACCCAAGAACAUCAAACAUCUGUCACACACUUUCUCCAGGGAAAAACAACACCUGUUUGACCUCUCAGACAAAGACUACUUCUUUGACAGCAAAACCAGGAGCUCCAUAGUUUUUGAAAUACUAAAAAGAACAAAAUGUAAGGCCAAGUACAGCAUGGGAAUCACCAGCCUGCUUGGUAACGGUGUCUACACAGCAGCUUACCCUCUCCAUGAUGGGGAUAUUAAUGAGGAGAGUGCAGAGCCCAACGACAGAAAGCUUUUGUAUGAGGAGUGGGCAAACUACAGCGUCUUCUACAAGUACCAGCCUAUCGGACUAGUACGGAAGUAUUUUGGUGAGAAGAUUGGUCUGUACUUUGCCUGGCUGGGCCUGUAUACCCAGAUGCUGAUUCCUGCCUCUGUAGUGGGGGUCAUUGUCUUUCUGUAUGGAUGUGCGACAGUCGAUGACAACAUACCGAGCAUGGAGAUCUGCCAGCCAAGGAACAACAUCACCAUGUGUCCUCUGUGUGACAGAGUGUGCAGCUACUGGAAGCUGAGCACUGCCUGUGGAACCGCUCGGGCCAGUCACCUGUUUGACAACCCGGCCACCGUUUUCUUCUCUAUAUUCAUGGCUCUGUGGGCCGCCAUGUUCAUGGAGCACUGGAAGAGGAGGCAGAUGAGGCUGAACUAUGAAUGGGACCUGACUGGGUUUGAAGAUGAGGAGGAAGCUCUCAAGGACCAUCCCAGGGCCGAGUACGAAUUCAGGGUUAUGCAGAAGUCUCUGAGCAAAGACCAGAAAUCACAGCACAAGGUGGAGAAGCUCACAUACCAAGACCGCCUCCCUGCCUACAUGACUAACCUUGUCAUGAUGCUGUUAAUGAUUGGCGUUACCUUCGCCAUCGUGUUCGGCGUGAUCCUCUACCGGAUCUCCACCAAAGCCGCUCUUCACAUGAGCUCCAAUCCCAUCACACGGAACCACGUGCAGCUGACGGUCAAAACCACUGCGGCCAUCAUCAACCUGGUGGUCAUCCUCAUACUGGACGAGGUGUACGGAGCUGUGGCGCGGUGGCUCACUGUGUUAGAGGUUCCAAAAACAGACAAGAGCUUUGAGGAGCGACUCAUCUUCAAGACCUUCAUUCUCAAGUUUUUCAACGCCUUCACCCCCAUCAUCUACAUCGCCUUCUUCAGGGGAAGACUGGUAGGCAGACCGGGCAGCUACCUGUACGUGUUUGAAUCCUACAGGAUGGAGGAGUGCGCUCAUGGAGGCUGUCUGAUGGAGCUGUGCAUCCAGCUGAGUAUCACCAUGUUGGGAAAGCAGCUAAUUCAGAACAACCUUUUUGAGAUUGGAAUACCCAAGCUGAAGAAGCUGAUUCGCUACAUUCGGUCAAAGCAGGGUGCUUUCCAAGAAGAAGAGAGACAGAAGAAGCUGCGCAGAUAUGAAAUCGACCACUUCCUGGAGCCAUUUGCUGGAUUAACACCUGAAUAUAUGGAAAUGAUCAUCCAGUUUGGCUUUGUGACGCUGUUCGUGGCGUCCUUCCCUCUGGCUCCGCUCUUUGCUCUGCUCAACAACAUCAUUGAAAUACGACUUGAUGCCAAGAAGUUUGUGACCGAGUUGCGAAGACCAGUGGCAGCGAGAGCCAAAGACAUUGGUAUAUGGUACAACAUACUGAGAGGGGUAGCCAAGGUGGCCGUCAUCAUUAAUGCAUUUGUCAUCUCCUUCACCUCAGACUUCAUACCUCGGAUGGUCUACCAGUACAUGUACAGCCCAGAUGGCUCCAUGCAUGGAUUCGUCAACCAUACACUGUCCUAUUUUAAUGUCAGCGACUUCCAGCCUGGCAAAGAAGCCAUGGAUCCGCUGCACCUUGGCUACCCCGUUGAGAUUUGCAGGUACAAGGACUACAGAGAACCUCCUUGGUCAAGCACUCCAUAUGAGAUCUCCAAGGAGUUCUGGGCGGUGCUGGCUGUCCGACUGGCCUUUGUCAUUGUUUUCCAGAACGUAGUGAUGCUGAUGAGCGACGUUGUGGACUGGCUGAUUCCAGACAUCCCUAAAGACAUCAGCCUUCAGAUCCACAAGGAGAAGAUUCUGUUGGUCGACCUCUUCAUGAAAGAAGAGCAAGGCAAGGUCCAGAUCCUUGAGAGCAGGGCAUCUACAGGGGGAAAGGAGAACUGCAGCCGGAGCAACAACAACAACAACAACAACAGCAGCAGCAGCAGCAGCAGCACCGCGGCUCAUCCACGCUCCAGACUGCACAACAACAGCACCAAAAGCAUCUGACGCUCCUGACGGUCUCUCAGUUCAGUCUUAGUUCGCGAGUCCGAGCUUGCUAGCAGCCUGCUUCCUCAGGCCAAACUAAACUCUGUGUUUUUGUUCUUGUUCAGAACAUUCCAACAGCUGGGAGAGCAGCUGGCUGAGGAGGCGUGAGGAACGUCGGAGUGGGACCAAAUGUGUCGCUGUGUGUGUGUGUGUGUGGAGAGCGGUGAAAUCCGUACGGGCAUACGCAUUUGUGAAUGUGUAGAAUGAUCUAAAUGUGUACUCCCAUGUGUCCUCGUGUCCAGGAAACGUGUAUUCAGCUUCGCGCGUGUGUCGUGAGAAAUCUUCAAAUGCACACGCAGAUUUGAGAACAGCGCUCGCUCGGAUUUGCAAAGUGUACACAAACCUGUAAAUGUGCAUGAGAUUUAUACGUGUAUGACAAUCUGAAAACCUGUACUCAAAAAGACUCAAAGUGUGAAAGGCUUUUUAUUGGUGGGUGAACAGAGGGGACGUUCACUAAACCUGUCGCCAGUUACUGUCGGGUACGCAGAGCUGAAGUCGUGACAUCACAUCCUGGCUCGGUCCAGCUCCACCAGCUUCUGGAACCAGCAUCUCUUUGACUGGAGCGUGUUCCUGGGGUCCCGUGUUCUCAGAUUCAUCCGAGGGGUCGGCUCCUCUGUCGACCUGUGAUGUUUGGCCCAGGAAGAGAAAUGGUGUUUGUCAAAGGCUGCUAAACAUAUAAAUACUGAAUACACAAUGAUAUUA
Molecule: messenger RNA, 3894 nt
Organism: Toxotes jaculatrix (banded archerfish)
Lineage: Eukaryota; Metazoa; Chordata; Actinopteri; Toxotidae
Product: anoctamin-1-like
Exons: 25
Coding region: 205-3153 (982 amino acids)
Biological process (GO): chloride transmembrane transport
Cellular component (GO): plasma membrane
Molecular function (GO): chloride channel activity; protein dimerization activity
Source: RefSeq, a predicted model, not a curated record